AUGAGCACUGAUGGGCGGAGUGGGCUUCGGCCCGGCAAGGGGAACACCGAAGGGGUGACAGCUGGAAAGGCGAAGACGGAUGGAGUGGCAGUGACUCCUACUACUGCUGCUGCCUCGGCCUCCUGCCAGUACAGGUGCAUCGAAUGCAACCAAGAGGCCAAGGAGUUGUACCGAGACUACAGCCACGGCGUGCUGAAGAUAACCAUCUGUAAAUCCUGCCAGAAACCUGUAGACAAAUAUAUCGAGUAUGAUCCUGUUAUCAUCUUGAUUAAUGCUAUUUUAUGCAGAGCCCAGGCCUACAGGCAUAUUCUUUUCAAUACCAAAAUAAAUAUGCAUGGAAAACUCUGCGUGUUUUGUUUGCUUUGUGAAGCGUACCUGAGAUGGUGGCAGCUUCAAGAUUCGAGCCGGAGCAUUGAUCCUGACGACUUUAUCAGAUAUGCUAAAGAGUGGGAUUUCUAUAGAAUGUUUGCAAUUGCUUCUCUAGAACAAACUGCCUAUUUUACUGGCAUCUUUACUUUCCUGUGGGUAGAACGACCCAUAACAGCAAAAAAAACCCUCAACUUCGCUUUGCUGCUGAAAGCGUUGUUAUUAUCCAGCUACGGAAAACUCCUGCUCAUCCCAGCUGUCAUCUGGGAACAUGACUACACACCCCUGUGCCUCAGACUCAUUAAAGUAUUUGUCCUUACGUCAAAUUUUCAGGCAGUUAGAGUGACCCUAAACGUCAACCGCAAGCUCUCCUUUCUGGCCAUCUUGAGUGGCUUACUGGUGGAGAGCGCCAUGGUCUACCUCUUCCAGAGGAUGGCAUGGGCUGUUGGAAGUGACUGCAUCUAUAAAUCUCAAGACUUUUGA
Messenger RNA from Lipotes vexillifer (Yangtze River dolphin), 849 nucleotides. It is a transcript of the gene ARV1, whose product is annotated as ARV1 fatty acid homeostasis modulator. Gene Ontology annotation, cellular component: Golgi apparatus; cortical endoplasmic reticulum. NCBI's taxonomy places the organism in Eukaryota, Metazoa, Chordata, Mammalia, Artiodactyla, Lipotidae. The record is from RefSeq and is a predicted model, not a curated record. Gene Ontology annotation, biological process: sterol metabolic process; intracellular sterol transport; sphingolipid metabolic process.